Molecule: messenger RNA, 765 nt
Organism: Hibiscus syriacus
Lineage: Eukaryota; Viridiplantae; Streptophyta; Magnoliopsida; Malvales; Malvaceae
Product: rubredoxin-like
Exons: 1
Coding region: 160-750 (196 amino acids)
Biological process (GO): alkane catabolic process
Cellular component (GO): chloroplast
Molecular function (GO): iron ion binding; electron transfer activity
Source: RefSeq, a predicted model, not a curated record
CAUCUUGUCCGAACUCAUUUCUUUUUCAAACGACAAGAGCAUGUGCCCCUCCCAUGGAUCCCUUUCAUUUCUCCUACACCCACUCCCAUAAAAAUCAUUAAACAAACUUAACAACAACAACAACAGAAAAAAUCCAAAUCAGAAACGAACUCCAUUGAAAUGGCAUCUGCAACCACAAGGCUCAGUUUUUCUUUUCACCACUUAACACAACCUAACCCAAAGCCAAAAAAUCCUCACCUCUUUCACCUCUCCCACAAACUCCCCAAAACAAACAUCAAACCCCAAAGAAACCAACACCCCCACCAUUUCAUCAUUCAUUCCAUUGAUGUCUCAAAAGAAGACAGCCAAGAAACGCCAGCUUCAAACUCAGAAAACCAAUCGCAAGAACCGAGUGGUGAAGAAGAAAAGUUCGAUAAACGGAGGUUAGAGGAGAAGUUUGCAGUGCUGAACACGGGGAUAUACGAGUGCAGAUCAUGUGGGUUCAAGUAUGAUGAAGCGGUGGGUGAUCCUUCGUAUCCCAUACCGCCGGGGUAUCAGUUUGAUAAGUUACCGGAUGAUUGGAGGUGCCCUACUUGUGGGGCUGCCAAAUCUUUCUUCCAGAGUAAGAGUGUUGAGAUUGCUGGUUUUGCUCAGAAUCAGCAGUAUGGUUUGGGGGGCAAUACUCUUACCUCUGGCCAGAAAGCUCUCUUGAUUUAUGGAACUUUGUUCUUCUUCUUCGUGCUCUUCUUGAGUGGCUACUUUUUGCAAUAGGUAUCGAAUAAUGUG